CAAGCAUUGUGCACUCUCUUGUAAUUUGCACUCACAAUGGAUGGAAUUGCAAGCACAGACCUAAGUAACCAGUGGAUGGAGGCAGCUCUGAACCAAGCAAAAGAUGCACUCAACUCAGGUGAAGUACCCGUAGGCUGUGUCUUCAUCUACAAGGGUUCAAUCAUAGCCUCUGGUCGCAACACAGUCAAUGAAACUCACAACGCUACCAGACACGCUGAGAUGAACUGCGUUGACCAAGUAUUGGAUUGGUGUCAAGAGAAGAAGCUCAAUCACAAACAUGUUUUUCCAGAGAUUAGUAUUUACGUCACUGUAGAGCCUUGCGGUAUGUGUGCUGAUGCAUUAGGGCAGCUCGACAUUCAAGAAAUUGUGUUUGGCUGCUCGAACGACAGAUUUGGGGGCUGCGGCUCUGUCGUCAAUGUCCCUAAAAUGUAUAAUUAUCCAUUUAACAUCAAAAAAGGCAUUAGAGCUGAUGAAGCCAUUGGACUCUUGAAGGAUUUCUACAAAGGUGAAAAUCCCAAUGCUCCGUCUGACAAAGCAAAGCGUAAGAAAAGUCAGCAGUAGCCAAGUUCUGUAACUCAUUCCAUGAAUUGGAUUUGAAUUAUAUUCAGGUAUAAAAUAAUUCUUAUGAUUUAAUUCUGGUGUACUGAGAUUCAAGGAACUAUCAUUAAUUUCAUUUACAUCAUAUAAUUCAAUCAAAAGUUUUGAUAUUUAAAGAUGAUUUUUUAAAACAUACAUAUACCUUGUGGUUAUCAAUGAUAAUGUCAGAAAAUAUUUAAAUUCACACCAAGAUAAGGUUGAAUUUAAAUGUUUGCAAAACAGUUGCACAACCUUUUAUAUACAGUUUCAGUAGUGAAGAGUCUUCAUAAAAGGUGAUGAUCUGGAUGGUUUUAGCAAAAGAAAUGUAAAGCAUGUCUUCAGAGCGGAUCACUUCACGUUAGUAUUGGCCAAGAAAUGUCUAUUUUAUGCAUACAAUUUAACCCUCUGUGCUGAUUCUCAGGCUUUUUAUCUGUAAGUGAAGAACAGAAAUUUGUAUCUUAAUUUCUUAGUAUUUUGUGAAAGUUUUUAUACAUAGACAAUUAAAUGUCAGUUCUAUUUUAACCCUGCAAUGUGAAGUUAAUUAUUAUAUUAUCCUUUUUGAAAAGUAUGUAUAUAAACAGUUUAAUACCCAAGACUUUUUGUUGUUAGUAUUUAAUAUUAGUACAAAAGUCUUUUACAACUUAUUGUGUUUAUAGUUCACAAAGAAAAUGUAUUUUUUAUUUUUUUAUAAUUUUUAAACAAAUAAUAGUACAAGCACUUCUAGCAAAGAAGGAUAAGUGUUCUUCAGAUAAAAUAUAAAUAAAAAACUGCAAUUCA
Messenger RNA from Penaeus vannamei (Pacific white shrimp), 1353 nucleotides. Its product is annotated as tRNA-specific adenosine deaminase 2. Gene Ontology annotation, molecular function: tRNA-specific adenosine-34 deaminase activity. NCBI's taxonomy places the organism in Eukaryota, Metazoa, Arthropoda, Malacostraca, Decapoda, Penaeidae. Gene Ontology annotation, biological process: tRNA wobble adenosine to inosine editing. The record is from RefSeq and is a predicted model, not a curated record. Gene Ontology annotation, cellular component: nucleus; cytoplasm.